Messenger RNA from Penicillium atrosanguineum, 618 nucleotides. RefSeq names its product transferase family protein. The coding region runs from base 1 to 618 and encodes 205 amino acids. The transcript is spliced from 3 exons. The record is from RefSeq and is a predicted model, not a curated record. NCBI's taxonomy places the organism in Eukaryota, Fungi, Ascomycota, Eurotiomycetes, Eurotiales, Aspergillaceae.
AUGUCAAUUUUAAAUGCCAACGCCGAUGCCUGUCCCUCCGUUAUUCCCGAUGCCGACUCCGAUGGCAGUGCCCAGGCCUCCUUUGUUGCAUCCGAAUUCCCAGCCCGAAUCCAGCCCACUUUCCAUGCCUUCCCCUUCAAAUCCAUCAGCUCCGUCAAGUCUACCUUCCUCGGCAGAACCACUUCCUCGGCCACCCGCUGGCCGCUCGAAGCCGCACCCGCCGAUGGUCCCGCAAUUGAUACAACUGUAGGAAUCGGUAAAGACUGUGCCGGACCAGAGGGAAGUGGGAUAGCAGCCGGCCCAACGGUGGAGGAUAUAGUCGGUGGCCCAGUGAAUGGAACCGGUGCAAUUGAAGGAACUGGGACAAUGACAGGCGGUGCUUCAGGCGGAACUGGUGCAACUGAAACAGGCGGAAUUGGAACAAUUGAAGGAGCUGGGACGACAACAACAGGUGGCACUUCGGACGGAGCUGGAAUAGCAACAGGAGCUGGUGCUGGUGCAGGUGCAGCAGAUGAGACUGGCACGAUUGAAGGAGCUGGGAUAACAGCAAUAGGUGGCGCUUCAGACGGAGCUGGUGCAGCCAAAGGAGUCGAUGGAACCACAAGCGGCGUAGAAUAA